Messenger RNA from Xylona heveae TC161, 1310 nucleotides. RefSeq lists its product as hypothetical. Lineage: Eukaryota; Fungi; Ascomycota; Xylonomycetes; Xylonales; Xylonaceae. The transcript has a single exon. The record is from RefSeq and is a predicted model, not a curated record. Gene Ontology annotation, molecular function: N-terminal protein N-methyltransferase activity. The coding region runs from base 105 to 1016 and encodes 303 amino acids. Gene Ontology annotation, cellular component: cytoplasm. Gene Ontology annotation, biological process: N-terminal protein amino acid methylation.
CCAAAACUCAUUACACAAUUCAUGCAGUGUAUCAACAAUAACUAAGCAAACAAAAAAGCCCAAAGACAGACCCUCAAUACACAGUAUAUUUCUCUACUGCUGCAAUGGCAGAAGCACCCGACGCACACAUUGACCGCACCGCCGGUCUGGCAUACUGGAACUCCAUCCCUGCCACCGUCAACGGCAUGCUCGGCGGCUUUCCUCAAAUCAGCCGCAUCGACCUCGUCGGGUCCGCCAAUUUUCUCACCAAACUACGACGCCAAUUCCCUUCUACAGGACCUUCUACUUCUGCCUCUACAUCAAGUAUACCUUCAUCACAUCCUUCACCCAAUCAACAACGUCUCCCGCCUCUUAGUCGCGCUGUUGAUUGCGGCGCCGGCAUUGGCCGCAUCACGCACGGCUUCCUCAGCAACGUCGCGCAGACCGUCGACGUUGUCGAGCCUGUCGAGAAAUUCACGACCGAAAUCACGUCUGGCAAGUCAUUUGCAGCACUACGCGAGGCAGGGAAGAUAGGGAAUGUAUAUAAUGUGGGCCUAGAAGACUGGGAUCCAACCGUGUGCCAUCGGUCCUCGAGCUCUGAGACCGUUGCCCCAGAGUCGCAGGAACAUGGCGAUGGACCGCAAAAGAAGAAACAAAAAACUACAGACGCCCCCAAGUACGAUCUCAUUUGGAACCAGUGGUGCGUUGGACACCUGACGGACGAGCAACUGGUCGCGUACUUGAAACGAUGCGCGCAAGCUCUAGCCCCAGGCGGGUGGAUAAUAGUGAAGGAGAACAACACGACGAGUACGAAGAAGGUGCCGAAUGUGAAGCCUAAAUGGAUAGAAGAUGAGGAAGAGGAGGAUCUGUAUGACGAAGAGGAUAGUAGUGUGACAAGAUCAGAUGGUAAAUUCCGUGCCAUUUUCGAAAGGGCGGGGUUGAGACUCGUCAAGGCUGAGCUCCAGUCCGGGUUCCCGCGGGGCUUGUUUCCUGUAAGGUUUUAUGCGCUGCAGCCGGUCGAUGCGGGAGCUGUGUGAUUCAGCAUUGAACUUUGGGCUUUUCCUCAUCUACCAUUUUCUAGCUUGUUUGUAUUGGAGUUCAAUACCCAGCAUGGGAUUAGGCGGCAGCGGGUCACGGAAUCACGGUUUUCUUUCCAUCUAAAAGUAUAUGCGUAUUAAAUAUAGAACGGUAGUUGUGGUAAAAUGGGUAUUUGUAAGAUGUAUCUUCGUCAAUGAACAAAUGAAGAUGUUGGAAAUAAAAAAAAUAAUAUGGCAGUGAUGCGUAGACGAUCAUGCCAAUGCAUAAAGGACCUCGAUAGAGCUAAGCAGGGU